Oncorhynchus keta (chum salmon) is the source of this 4856-nucleotide messenger RNA. Its product is annotated as echinoderm microtubule-associated protein-like 4. Lineage: Eukaryota; Metazoa; Chordata; Actinopteri; Salmoniformes; Salmonidae. Gene Ontology annotation, cellular component: mitotic spindle. The record is from RefSeq and is a predicted model, not a curated record. The coding region runs from base 437 to 3619 and encodes 1060 amino acids. Gene Ontology annotation, molecular function: microtubule binding. The transcript is spliced from 24 exons. Gene Ontology annotation, biological process: microtubule cytoskeleton organization.
UCUCUUGCUCAUUCACUCUGGGCUUUGUGUGAGCGUGCAUCGGUGGCACUGUGUGUUAGCGCAUGUCGGGGAGAGAGCAGACCCAGGCGAGGGAGAACGAGGGGGAGACCAAAAGCAUUCUCUCUGCAGACAGACAACCAAUAAUCAUUCUGCCUGCUGUCAAGGAAGACAAGUACCGGAUAUAAAAAAAAAAAAAGUAACAAAGGAAAUAGACUCAAGAAAGCGAGAGCGAGGAAAAACUGGACUGCCUAAGACGAGGAAUAUUCUAUCACUCACGUGUGGGUGUGGGUGUGUGUAUAUGUAUAUACAGUCACACACACAGCAGACUUCUAUCGGUCAAGCCAGCAAACUCACUCACACUCUCAGACAGUAAAAAAGGGAGGAAGCUGCCUGGAUCUUGCCAAAGAGGUGUUUCUGUGUGUGCAGCGAGAGGAGAAUGGAGGAGGGCUCGGUGUCUGUGGCCCCAGCAUGCAACUCUACGACCACCAACGCGGUGCUGAACAACCACUGCGCCGAUGACAGUAUCUCAGCGGCGAGUGCGUCUGACGUGCAGGACCGUCUGUCGUCUUUGGAGCUGCGUGUCCAGCAGCAAGAGGAUGAGAUCACCGUGAUGAAGGCGGCGCUGGCCGACGUGCUGCGACGCCUGGCGCUCUCCGAGGACACGGCCACCACCGCCAAGAAACAGACUAGCACCAAAGGCCAGACUCCCCUGCGCGAGGCCUACUCUAUGUCCUGCAUCGCCAACGGCAGCUCCAGCAGCCGCAAGCCCAGUCACAGAGACCGAGACAGCUCCACAGUUUCCGUCACCAGGAAGGAUACCUUCUCCUCAGCUGCCAAGAGCGGUCAGACAGCGGAGAGGAAAAAGGACAAGCCUCAGAUGGAGGGCAUCAAGGAGAAGGAGGAGGGGCCCUCCCAGCCCAACCAGGCUAACGAUAAACCCUCCCCUGCCAGCCCCGUACAGCCCUCUCCGUCCCCCUCCGUCUCCAGCCACCCCCCCUCACCCCACCCCCCUCAGUCCCAAAGGCAGGCCCCGGAGAGCAAGGGCACCUCCCCAGCCAAAAGGGGUCACAGUGCGAAGCGGGGCACGGGAAUGGAGCGCUCACAGAGUAGUACCUGGGAGAGUGGCGAGGAGAGCAGGAACAAGCUGGUGAAGGCUGCUUCCACCUCCAAACUGCUGGCCAAGGUGGUGAAGAACGCAGACAAGCAUAAAGACCCAGUGAUCAGCCAAGCCAAAAUGUCAACCCGUGAGAAAAACAGCCAAGCAGAGGGAGAUUACAUCAAGAUGUUCAUGCGAGGUCGCCCCAUCACUAUGUUCAUCCCCGCGGACGUGGAGAACUAUGAGGACGUGCGCACAGAGCUGCCUCCGGAGAAACUCAAACUGGAGUGGGUGUAUGGCUACAGGGGGAGAGACUGCAGAGCCAACGUGUACCUGCUCCCUACAGGGGAGAGUGUAUACUUCAUAGCCUCCGUGGUCGUGCUCUUCAACUACGAGGAGAGAACACAGCGCCACUACCUUGGCCACACUGACUGUGUCAAAUGCCUUGCCGUUCACCCCGAUAAGAUCCGCAUUGCCACGGGACAGAUUGCGGGAGUGGACAAGGACGGCCGGCCGCUGCAGCCCCACGUGAGGGUGUGGGACUCGGUGAGCCUGUCCACCCUGCAGGUCAUCGGCCUGGGCACGUUUGAGAGAGGGGUGGGCUCCCUGGCCUUCUCCAAGGCGGACUCCGGUACACACCUGGCGGUGAUUGAUGAUUGUAACGACCACAUGUUGACUGUCUGGGACUGGCAGAAGAAAUCCAAAAUUGCUGAAAUCAAGUCUACAAAUGAGGUGGUCCUUGCGGUGGAGUUCCACCCUACUGAUGCCAACACCAUAGUAACCUGUGGCAAGUCACACAUCUUCUUUUGGACCUGGGCUGGCACCUCGCUGGCACGCAAGCAGGGCAUCUUCGGGAAAUACGAGAAGCCCAAGUUUGUUCAGUGUCUGGCCUUCCUCAACAACGGGGACAUCCUGACUGGAGACUCUGGAGGCGUCAUGUUGAUAUGGAGCCGGAGCACGGUGGAGCCGGCCCCAGGGAAAGGCCCCAAAGGUGCGUACCAGAUCAGUCGUCAGAUCAAGGCCCAUGAUGGCAGUGUGUUCACUCUGUGUCAGAUGAGGAACGGGACCCUGCUGACCGGAGGGGGCAAGGACCACAAGAUCAUCCUGUGGGACCACGGCCUCAACCCAGAGAGGGACAUAGAGGUCCCUGAUCAAUAUGGAACCAUUCGUGCUGUGGCUGAGGGCAAGGGCGAGCAGCUUUUGGUGGGCACGUCGCGUAACUUCGUCCUGAGGGGGACGUUUAAUGACGGCUUCCAGGUGGAAGUCCAGGGUCACACAGACGAGCUGUGGGGGCUGGCCUCUCACCCCUUCAAGGACCUGUUCCUCACCUGUGCCCAGGACAGGCAGGUGUGCCUGUGGAACUCUGUGGACCACUGCUUGGAAUGGACCAGGCUGCUGGAUGAGCAUGGACACUGUGCAGACUUCCACCCUAGUGGUGCUGUUGUGGCCAUCGGUACUCACUCAGGAAAGUGGUACGCUCUCGAUGCGGAGACCAGAGACCUGGUGGCCAUUCAUACAGACGGCAAUGAGCAGCUGUCAGUCAUACGCUUCUCCGUAGAUGGCACCCUGCUGGCGGUGGGAUCACAUGACAACUUCAUUUACCUCUACACCGUGUCGGACAAAGGACGCAAGUACACCAGAUACGGGAAGUGCAUUGGACAUUCCAGCUACAUCACACAUCUUGACUGGUCCCCCGACAACAAGUUCAUCAUGUCCAACUCAGGAGACUAUGAGAUCCUCUACUGGGACAUUCCAAAUGGCUGCAAGUACAUCCGUAACCGUUCCGAGUGUAAGGACAUUGACUGGGCCACCUACACCUGUGUGCUGGGCUACCAUGUCUUCGGAGUGUGGCCUGAGGGUUCCGAUGGCACAGACAUCAACGCCCUCAUCAGAUCCCACAACAGGAAGGUGAUCGCUCUGGCUGAUGACUUCUGCAAAGUGCACCUCUUCCAGUACCCCUGUGCCAGACCCAAGGCACCGAGCCACAAAUAUAGCGCCCACAGCAGUCACGUGACUAAUGUGACCUUCAUGCACAACGACAGUCACUUGGUGUCCACUGGCGGGAAAGAUACCAGUGUCAUGCAGUGGCGUCUGGUGGAGAAGACCCCCUCAUUGGUCCCCAGCGACUCUUCCCUCUCUCUGGGGGAGGGGCUCCUGCAUAACUCCAACCCCCGCGUCACCAUCCCAGCGGUGCCCCUAACGCCCACCCCCACCAAGCCGGCCGUGACGCCAAUCGCGACCCCAACUCCGCCCUCCGUCCUCGACCUGACCUCUGACCCCCCAGCGGUGCCCUGCGGGGAUACGGCCAUCGUCACGCCCCUCCCACCACCCACCGAGCCCACGACCAAUGGACGGCAGGAGAGCUCCCCUGAAACCACUCCCCCAUCCGGGAUGACCCCACCCCGCUCAGAGUGUACCCCACCCCCCUCCCACAGCACGCUGAGCCCCAAGGACAGCCUGGACCCCAGCGAUGACACAGCCACUCCUAGCGACGAGGGCCGCCCUUUCACCCCACCCUCGUAAAGAGCGUCACUUGUGAUGCAGCCUCGUGCGCUCUCCUGCUCAGCACUCCCCCCUGGAGGCACCUCGAUGUCACUGCGUUUCUCAGGAGAAGCGCAGCAGGGUUCAAUAUUUGCUGUUCAGGUUUCCUUUGUUUUUCUUUUUAGUUUCUUUUCAUGCUCUUCUUUUUGUUUUGUUUUGAAGUCUGUGUUAAUUGGAUAAGAAUGGAGGGUGUAAGUGAGACAAGCAGUGAUAUUAGUGGCUGAUGUUUGUUUUACGCUGUCACUCGGCCUUGUGUGAGGAGAGAAUGUUGUGAUUGUUCUGGGUCGUACGGUUAAGUCAAGUCUGCAGAUGACAGCUCUGUGAGAGAGGGACACACAAGCACACAGACGUGCAAACACUAGCACUAAUACACAAAGACACACAAAAUCACACUCCAACAUCACUCCUUGAUCAGCCAAACAGAUGCAGGAUCAUUUACACAGUUCAAAUAUCAUUGUAAUGUUGCUAUCAUAGAUACUCAUAUAGUACCUGAUACCAAGUAUUACUUAUGUCUUUAUACACAAGUAUAUUAUGCUACGAGAGCCUAGUGCCUCUUCCCUGAGCCUAGGCAGGUACCCCUGGCUAAUGCUCACUCCCCAGUCCAGCCCUUUGUCAAUACUCAUCAUAUAGUCUUUAGGCUAUGUUACCAUAGAAACUUAAACCUAAUCCUAGCUCAAUAAUGCAGCAACCUGCAAUAACACACCAUAGCAUACUGUGUGACCAGACACAACCAGUUAUACACAUGCAGCUAAUAGCACACACACUCCAUCAUUCUGGACUUUCAAUCAGGUGUGUGUGUGUGCGCGCGCGCCUGCAGACUGCUUCAUGGCAAUAAGCUGUUCUCUCUGGUAAGAGUCCCUGCAGGAAACUCAUCCAUCCAGUCUCGCUGUAAAGGCCAAAAAGGACUCUGAUGAAUAAUGGUCCAUAGGAUAUCCUGUGGCUCAUGGACAUUAUGACCACACUGAACCACCAGCGACACACGUACCCAGGUGACUCUCUCACCUGCUCGCCCUACCUUAAACGUGCUACCAUUUUUUUUUAGCGUUUCUUUUCAUUUUCAUUUAGGAUUUAGACCUUUUUAAAAGCUCGUUCUGGGGAGUGUUCCUUCUCUGCUCUAUGGACUGAGAUGUUUUUAAGAUUUUUUUUUUUUUUUUAAGUCUUAUGUGUGUGCGAGCUGCCGUUUACACGUUGUGUCAUUCCGGAGGAGGGUUUGUCCAGC